Messenger RNA from Chaetomium globosum CBS 148.51, 1959 nucleotides. RefSeq lists its product as uncharacterized. Gene Ontology annotation, biological process: SRP-dependent cotranslational protein targeting to membrane; post-translational protein targeting to endoplasmic reticulum membrane. Lineage: Eukaryota; Fungi; Ascomycota; Sordariomycetes; Sordariales; Chaetomiaceae. Bases 1 to 1959 code for a protein of 652 amino acids. The transcript has 5 exons. The record is from RefSeq and is a predicted model, not a curated record. Gene Ontology annotation, cellular component: Sec62/Sec63 complex. Gene Ontology annotation, molecular function: transmembrane protein transporter activity; RNA binding.
AUGAGUACCGACUACGCGUACGACGAGGAGGGCUAUCUCUGGCCCUUCUUCGUUUUCACCCUCGCCCUCAUCAUCACCGUCCCCCUCACAUACUUCCUAGUGAAGCGGUCGCGAGACCCAGCAGCGUCUUUCUCGCGCAUCCAGACGAGCUUUAAACAUGACCACUCAGCCACGGUCGACGCCUUGCGCAAGAAGGAGAAGCGCAAGGACAGGAAACUCUGGUUGACCUUUGCCGUCGUCACGGGCUGGGCUGUCAUGGGCUACAUGCUCUACCUCAUCCAGACGACCGAGGCGCCGGUACACAAGCUCUGGAACCCGUACGAUAUCCUCAACAUCCCCGAGUCGGCCACCGAGAAGCAGAUCAAGAGCACAUACAAGAGGCUAUCGCUUCGGCUGCACCCCGACAAGGCGAAGCCGGACCCGGCCAAGAACGAGACGAUCGAAGACCUCACCGCCCGCUACGUCGAGAUCUCCAAGGCGUACCAGGCGCUGACGGACGAGGACAUCCGCAACAACUACAUCCAGUACGGCAAUCCCGACGGGAAGCAAGGCUACAGCAUCAACAUUGCGCUGCCGAAGGUCAUCGUGUCGGACGGCAAUGGCAAGUACGUCGUGCUCCUCUACUCGGCGCUCUUCGGCGUCCUCCUGCCCUACCUCGUCGGCUCCUGGUGGUACGGCACCCUCAGGCGCUCCAAGGAGGGCGUCCUCAUGGAGAGUGCCAACAGGAUCUUCCGCGAAUACAAGGACGGCAUCGACGAGGGCGGCGCCGUGACCGCGCUCAGCACUGGUAAGGAGUACGAGGAACUCUUGAAGGGAGACAAGGCGGACUCGGGUCUUUCCAAGGUGGAGUCCAGGGUUCUUGCCGAGGGUGAGCUCUCCCCUCUGGCUGGCGGCCUGUCUGUUAAGGACAAGGAGAAGCUCGAGGAUCUGGGAGAGCGGCCCGCAAAGGAAGGCAUUGGCGCUGCUGCCAAGUUUGCCGUUGCCCCGAUCGCGCACUCCCUCAACAAGGCCCUCAACGCUAUCGCCCUUGCCUACAUGAACACCGGUCCGCUCCUCGCCUCUUACUACACCAGCCAGCUCCUGAUCCAAGCCCUCCCUCCCAAGUCGUCGCCCCUCCUCCAGCUGCCCUACUUCACCCCCGGCCGUCGUCAAAGCCGCCGAGGGCGACUCGCCUUGGUGGUAGGCAAGAACCUCCUUACCGAAGAGCAAUACCGGGAAGCCGUCAGCGUCGCCAAGCAGCUCCCCUACCUACGUGUCGCCAAGGCCUACUUCAAGGUCACCGGCGAGCGCUUCAUCAUCCCGUCCUCCCUCGUCACCCUUGUCGUCAAGGGCCGUUUCGUGCCCCCUGGCAGCGAGAAGGUCCCCGAAAUCAACCCCGCCGAGUUGGAAGAUGUCGACCCGGCGGAAGACGACCUGGAUGCCAUCUCGGGCCGCAAGACCCAGAAGCUCGUCGGCAAGGACGAGAAGACAGGCAAGCCCAUCUACGAGUCGGCCGAGGCCGAGCUGAUCGCCGCGCCCCUCGCCGCCGCCCCUUACUUUGCGCGCGACCACAGCCCCAGGUGGCACGUGUUCCUGACCGACUCCAAGCAAGGCCGCGUCGCGGUCCCGCCCUUCACUUUUGCGCAGUUCGACUGCCCCAUUUUCGAGGCCGACGGAAAGACCCCCACGUUCGCCAUGCAGACGCUCAAGGCCCAGUUCCAGGCGCCGCCCCAGGCCCGGCCACUACACCUUUGUCAUGCACGUUGUGUCAAGGCGGCCGAGAUGGAAGUCGAGGACGAGAUUAGUGAACCGGAAGAGGAUUCUAUCGCGGGCAUUAUGCACGCCGCUAAGGGCGGCGAGCCGAAGAGGAGGAAACAGCCCAAGAAGGUGGAGGAGUCAGACUCGGACGAGGAGAGCGGGACUGAGGAGGAGGAAGAUGAUACCAGCGCCACAAAUACGGAUACCGAGCCGGAGGAUUAG